UCUUGUGUGAUUAAUCUGUUGUGUUAUCUUUGGAGAGAGAGAGAGAGAGAGAGAGAGAAGCAAAGUAAAAAAUGGCAGAGGAGGGGCAUGUGAUCAGUUGCCACACUAUCGAUGCAUGGAACGAACAUCUCCAGAAGGCCAACGCAUCAAAGAAAUUGAUGGUGGUUGAUUUCACUGCUUCAUGGUGCGGACCAUGCCGUUUCAUUUCACCAUUCCUGGCCGAGUUGGCUAAGAAACUUCCUGAUGUUAUCUUUGUUAAGAUUGAUGUGGAUGAAUUGAAGUCUGUUGCUACCGACUGGGCUGUGGAGGCAAUGCCAACUUUCAUGUUCCUGAAAGAAGGGAAGAUUGUGGAUAAGGUUGUGGGAGCGAAGAAAGAAGAGCUGCAGCAGACUGUUGCCAAGCACAUAACUACUGCCUCAGCCUCCUGAUUUCUCAUUUUGCCUUUCAGGAGUUUGUGGACCUUAUUAUAUCUUUUAAUUUGGACCUCUCUUUGUUUUUUUUUUUUUUUAUGUCUGUUAAAUAUUGGAUCUUAGUGAAUUUCUUAUUAUAUAAGAUCAUAAGUACUUCUAAUUCAGUCUUUCA
Molecule: messenger RNA, 582 nt
Organism: Cornus florida
Lineage: Eukaryota; Viridiplantae; Streptophyta; Magnoliopsida; Cornales; Cornaceae
Product: thioredoxin H1
Exons: 3
Coding region: 72-428 (118 amino acids)
Source: RefSeq, a predicted model, not a curated record